AUGGAUGGAUCUCACGAGCCUCUCAUGGGAGAAGAGACUUCAAACUGCAAGUGCCAGACGAAGAAACCAUGUGCAAACAAGCCACUAAUGAUCAUGCAAAUUUUAAUGCUGAUUGUUCUUUUAAUUGUUUUAGGGAUAGCCAUAUUUUUACUUGUUAACAUUGAUUCUUCUCAUAACGUAGAUAAGAAUAGGAGAAUUAGAAUUGGAAUGGCUGGAAUGCGCUUAAACGAAACAAAUACUGGUGAUUUUAACGUUUCUCUCUACAACUACGCAAACUUAAAGUACUUAGAUGCCAUUCAAAAGGCUGGUGGUACUCCUAUGGUUCUUCCUGUCCUCACAAACUUAUCAAUUGACUUAGUUGAAGAACAACUUGAUACUAUUGACGCUCUAAUCAUUCCAGGAGGCUAUGAUGUUGUUCCUUCCCUUUAUGGAGAAGAAACAACCAAAUGGAUCGAGCGAACAAGCUAA
This is a messenger RNA of Trichomonas vaginalis G3, 468 nucleotides long. Its product is annotated as glutamine metabolic process. The record is from RefSeq and is a predicted model, not a curated record. Gene Ontology annotation, molecular function: hydrolase activity. NCBI's taxonomy places the organism in Eukaryota, Parabasalia, Trichomonadida, Trichomonadidae. The transcript has a single exon. The coding region runs from base 1 to 468 and encodes 155 amino acids.